AUCUUGAUCGUGCUCAUAUCGUGAGAUAGUCCUCCUUCUGUCUCUACUCCUGCUGAACGAACUAGGAAUAUUCAUCUAUGCUCUUUAUUCUACACUUGAGUUAAAAAUCUAUCCUAUUCGAGCGAUUUAUUUUUGGCGUUACGGUUAAUUUUUACAUUUGAUACCCUAUAAAUAAUAAACAUACCUACAUACAUAUAAUUGUGUCUAUAUCCCUUGCGGGGUAAACAGGGCCAACAGUCUUAAAAAGACUGGUAGGCCACGUUUAGCUGUUUGACAAGUUGCUAGUCUGUCGCCUAAAAGAAGAAUCCCAAGAUUGUUAGCCUAUCCUUUAGUCGCCUUUAUAUGUACGAUAUCCAUGGGGAUGAGAUGGAAUGGUCCUAUUCUUUUUUUUAUUGAAAAACGGCCUAAUUUUUUAUAUUCCCAUUUUAUAUUUAUUUGAAUGUAGGCAAUGAAAUGCAACCACAUGCAUGCGGUGCAAACCCUUGAGUCACGUUCUCUCCAUUCAAGAGUAUGGACAACACAGAAAACCAACUUCUUACUACAGUGCGUGUUUCUUUUUGUUGCAUUAAAAUACUUAUACCAAUAUAGGCGAACCCGGCUAUCCUCCGGAGGGGUGUGGUACUUACACUAGGAGAAAGUAAAAAAAGUAAACCUAUAUUAUAUACUUCAUCUUGUCUCAGUUCGUCCAUCGCAUAUUUGGCCGUGCAUUGAAUGUGUAUUGUGCCUUCGGAAAGAAAGACGUGAAAUUACAGAAUAUGAAAUAAAUGACACUACUUACCUACGAUAUGAAGAUAUCACGGAUAUUUAUACAUACUAUUAAUAUAAAUAUUUUUAUUUUUGUAUGUAACGAAUAAACAAAACCUUCCAGAGUAAUAAAAUCUACUUUUUUCACGGGAUCAAAAAUUUAUAUUUUUGUAUGGAUCUGCAAGUAUUUUGGAGAGCGACAAAUCAACCCCAAGACCAAUAGACGGGCGGUUAUGUUUGUCCAAUCAUUUUACAGAAUAUAUAAGAAUUUAUCUUUUCGCUCACAUGAUGUCUGGAUCUUUGCUAGUCCACGGGUGAAACAUGUAAGCAAGUCUCAAGCAAUAACAAGAAAUAAUACCAAAAAUGCAAAAACUGGUCAUAAAAAGAUUGUAAGAAAUGACUAUAAUUUUGAAGACGAUGGAAGCGUGAAUAAAAAUACUGAUGGUGAUACCUUUACUGCUAGAGAGCUGCUCCCCGUUGCCCAGAAACUAUUUGAGAAAGAAGGAAAAGGAAUCGUUUCUUCAUCGAAGCGUCCUCAAGAUCUAGCGGAUAAAUUAUUUCAAGGCUUUUUUAUGACUUCAAGCCGAAUAGUAAGAUUAAAAGACGAAGAUAUAAAAGGACUUGAUGCGCUGCAGCGCUUAGCCCUUGUUGGAGAUCCAGCAAUACGAACUAAUUUCGCCAAGCAGACAUCACAUAAACAUAAAAAAGUUAUAAAUCUUAAUGUAUUAAUCAAAAGGAUACGAAACAAAGCUAUUAAAAAGAAGGAACCAAAGAAAGCUAAAGCAAAACGUCGAGGAAAUGUUAAGUUAAUAAACAAAUUGGGAAGAAAUCGACAUUUGAUUGUACAACGUAAAAACAUGAACGAUACUCGUAAAACUAGUCAAAAUAUGGCUCCUUGUCAUUGGAGCUACGAAUGCAAAGACCCGGCAGAUUUAGAUUCAUGUCAACUGCAAGCCAAGUGUAUUGAGCGGAAACCAAACCAAAGGAUCGACCAUUCGCAAUACAUUAAAAACAAUUUGGAAAUAGACCCCAAUAUUGUCGCUCAAUUUCGAAGAGCUUUAUCAAUAACUGCUUUGGACGAAGAAGUUGAGAAAAUUCCAAGUUCCGAAAAAAUUGAAAGCUUGUCAGAAUAUUUUCGUAAAAUUGUUGAUGCAGAAUUAAAUGGUGAAGCCAUAACAAAAUCAGUUACAGAAGAUUCUAACGACUAUGGCGAUGUUUAUGCUGAUGACCAGAUCACUGUGAAACCAGGAAACAAGAAUAUUGCUGAAAAGCCACAAGUUGUGAAACUGGACGCCGCCUCGGAUAAUGACCAGGUAGUGAAAGGACGUCAGAAUAUUACUGCCCUCGACCUCGGUCACAGAGCAGUUGCAACUAUACUAGGGUGACUGAAUGAAGACGUUCUUAAAGCUAGCCAAGAGUCGAUUUAUCGUAACAUUACCCAAGGAUCAUCCAUAAAUCACUCGUGAUGGUUUUUAACUAUUUAAAUACGUCCAUACGGGAGAUACACGAGAUAUCUCCAUCCCUGUUAUGAUAUUUUGUGAUAUUUUCACAAAAAUCCUUCCUUUAUAAUCCUUCCUCACUUAAUAAAUAGAUAGUCUCCUACAUAGGUUGUUGUUGUACAUCUAUAAAAGUUAUCGUUCUUACUAAACGUAAGUCAGCCAUAUGUUUCUUCUUAAUUGAAGAAUUAAUCCAAUAAAACACAA
Amyelois transitella is the source of this 2447-nucleotide messenger RNA. RefSeq lists its product as uncharacterized. The coding region runs from base 978 to 2129 and encodes 383 amino acids. NCBI's taxonomy places the organism in Eukaryota, Metazoa, Arthropoda, Insecta, Lepidoptera, Pyralidae. The record is from RefSeq and is a predicted model, not a curated record. The transcript has 15 exons.